Tachyglossus aculeatus (Australian echidna) is the source of this 2955-nucleotide messenger RNA. RefSeq names its product vomeronasal type-2 receptor 26-like. The coding region runs from base 1 to 2955 and encodes 984 amino acids. Gene Ontology annotation, molecular function: G protein-coupled receptor activity. Gene Ontology annotation, cellular component: membrane. The record is from RefSeq and is a predicted model, not a curated record. Gene Ontology annotation, biological process: G protein-coupled receptor signaling pathway. Lineage: Eukaryota; Metazoa; Chordata; Mammalia; Monotremata; Tachyglossidae. The transcript has 10 exons.
AUGUGGAACUCAGGGAAAUACAACACAACGAAGCUGGAAGACACGUUUGCAACAGUUGGUGGGGGCCAGAAAAGAGAGGAGGAAGAGGAGUCUCAGGUCACUUACGCCACUGAAAACAAAGAUGAUCAGGUGGAACCAACACUGCACCAGGCUGUGGCCAUGAGGUUUAAUAUUCUUUGGACCACCCUAUUCUCCCAGCUGUGUGGUGUCCAGUGCAGGAUGAUCAACAGUCCCUGCACCUUGGAAAGAAAUUAUUCUAGCGGCUACUACCAGGAUGGAGAUGUGGUGAUUGGAGGACUCUUCUCUCUGGAUGUGAUUUCAAGUAAUUUUGGUAACUCUGAGAAAUUCACAGGAGAGCUGCCUGUCUUAGCCGAGUCCACAGAAUACUUCACCAAACACUACCAGCAUCUCGUGGCUCUGGUGUUUGCUGUGGAGGAAAUUAACAAGGACCCCAGCCUGUUACCCAAUAUCUCUCUGGGCUUCCAUCUCUUCAACGUCCACUUCCUGGGGCCGAUUGCGGCCGAGAGUUCCAUGGCUCUGCUCUCGGGGAGAGCCGGGAUGGUUCCCAACUACAACUGUGAGCCGGAGCAGUUGGACAAACUGCUGGCUGUCAUAGGAGGGAUGUCGCCAGCCGUGUCCAUGACCAGCUCCUGGCUGCUGGGACUCCACAAACUCCCCCAGAUCUGCUAUGGCCCAGAGGACCCCACUUUCAGAGAUAAGGCCCUGUUCCCGUCUCUCUAUCAGAUCUCUGCGCGUUCCCCAGCUCUGUCCUCGGGGAUGAUCCGUCUCAUGAAACAGUUUCACUGGGCCUGGAUCGGCAUACUGGUCACCGAUGACAUUAGAGGGGAGACGUUCGCUACGGUCUUAAUGGAGGAGAUGGCCAAGAAUGCCAUCUGUGUGGCUUAUGUUAAAAGAGUCAAUGACUACUUUAGCAAUAGUGUAUUCAGUUUGGAGUAUAACCACAGACAAAUGAUUACAUCUUCGGCGAAUGUGGUUGCUGCCUAUGGGGAUACAUUUUCUUUGCUGGCAAUUGUAUAUGGUAUGGACCAUCACCCCGUUUUUGGCAAAGUCUGGGUCACCACAUCCGAUUGGGAUUUGACAACAAACACGUAUAUGAGAAAUAACACCUUUUUCCAAGGCUCCUUGUUAUUUUCACUCCAUAGGAAGGAGAUCCCGGACUUCAGGCAUUUCGAACUGAUCCUGAACCCUCGCAAAUAUCCAAUGGAUGUGUUUAUACCGAUGUUCUGGCAGUGGGCCUUUGAUUGUCAAGAUCUGGAUAGUUUUGAUUCCCUGAAAAUGUGUCAUUUAAAUGAAACGUUGGAAAGCAGGCCCUUGGACUUUUGGGACAUGAAAAUAUCUGCCCAGAGUUACAGUGUAUACAGCGCUGUGUACGCCAUAGCUCACGCCCUCCACCAAGAGACCUGGGUUGCGAAGGACAUGGAGACCUCGGGAGAUGGUCCAAAUCAUGGAACCCCUCGUCCAUGGCAGCUCCAUUCAUCCCUGGAGAAUGUUCGGCACCACACCCGCACCGGUGAGCAGAUCCAUUUGGAUGACCCCAGCUGGGUGACCACUACGUUCGAAAUCCUUAACUAUCAGAUUUUAAAGAAUGGCACCAAAGGCUACAUCAAAGUGGGAGAGUUUAAGCCCCUGGCCCCAGCUGGCCAAGAUUUCAUCAUCAGUGAGGAGAGGAUAAUGUGGAACGAGCUGUUUUCCGAGACCCCCUGCUCCGUGUGUAGCGAAAGCUGCCAGCUGGGAUUCAGGAACACAGCUCGGGAAGGGAAAGCCGCCUGCUGCUACGACUGCGUGCCAUGUGCAGAGGGCGAGAUCAGCAAUCAGACCGAUGUGGAUCAAUGCAUUAAGUGCCCCCAAGAUGAAUUUCCAAGUCCUCAAAAAGAUCAGUGUGUCCCGAAAGCUGUGGUCUUUCUUUCCUACAAGGAGCCGUUGGGAAUGGUUCUGGCAUCUUCAGCCCUCUUUUUCUGUCUCGUCACAACCCUGGUUUUGGGGGUCUUCAUCCACCACCGGGACACCCCUGUAGUGAAAGCUAACAACCGCAGUCUCAGUUAUACCCUCCUCAGGGCCCUCCUGCUCUGCUUCUUGUCCUCCUUGACCUUCGUUGGCUGUCCCGGCAUGGUCACCUGUCUCUUGCGACAGACGGCCUUCGGAGUCAGUUUCUCAGUGGCAGUUUCCACCGUCUUGGCCAAGACGGUCACCGUGGUCCUAGCCUUCAGGGCCACUAGGCCAGGGAACAGAAUGAGGAUGUGGCUGGGGCCCAGGGCGCCAUCCUCCAUCGUCUGCACCUGCUCCCUGGUCCAGGUGGGCAUCUGUACGGUCUGGCUGGGGACCUUCCCCCCUUUCCCUGAUGUGGACAUGGCAUCCGAGGCCGGGGUCAUCAUCGUCCAGUGCAACGAGGGCUCCACCAUCGCCGUCUACUGCGUCCUGGGCUACAUGUGGCUUCUGGCCCUGGUCAGUCUCAUGGUGGCCUUCCUGGCCAGAAAGCUGCCGGACAGCUUCAAUGAGGCCAAGUUCAUCACAUUUAGCAUGCUGGUGUUCUGCAGCGUCUGGGUCUCUUUUCUGCCCACCUACCUGAGCACCAAGGGCAGGGCCACGGUGGCCCUGGAGGUCUUCUCCAUCUUGGCCUCCGGCGCCGGACUCCUCGGCUGCAUCUUUGGGCCCAAGGUCUACGUGAUCCUUCUGAGGCCAGACAGAAACAUCAGAGAAGGCUCAAUUUCAUAUGAGGUGAUUUCUCACUUUGGCUCCCAUAUCCUCCAGGUUCUUCCCUUCCCUUCGGCCCCUGACCACUGGUCAGUGGUAAGUCCCAAGGUCCUGAGCUCCGACGAGCAGAUUGCAAAUCUCCUUCCCCAGGAGGAGGUCGAGCAUAGCGCCUCCUAUAAGCUGGGGGGAAAAGAGGCCGAUCCCUACAGGUCCACCCUGAGUCUCUCAGAGAGCCCCAGUUGA